UGAUGGCUUUUUUGACAAUGUGGACUAAACGCUGAAACACAAGACGAGUUGGACCGGCUAUACAAGAGUAUGUCGUCUGACCAACUGCGAUUCACGACAGAGAGAGCAUUGCCACCUGAAGUCCUGAAGCAUGUUAUCUCGUGUCGCAGUGCCAUAUUGUCGUCCUCUCGCGAGGCGCGAAAGCACAAGGUCGAUGCGGAGAGGGAACGUCUUCCUGAAGCAGAAGUCAGGACAGCUUGGGACGGCCUCAUUAACGCGUGCACAAGGAUUCCGGGAAAUGAUGAUGUGAAGCCGAGAUUGGAGCGUAUGCUUCAGUUACCACGGAAUGACGUACAUGACAUGCCAACGAGAUCUGACUUUGCAAAACGACUACGCCAGUGGGAAAGUGAAGUAGCAGAAUACGGUGACCAUUCCUCGGAGAAGUCUCAUGAAGACGCUGCUCGUCUUUAUUGUAUCGCAGAGGCGGCCGCUCAAGCGGCAUUGACGCUACGCUCUCACAGUCAUGAGCUAUCACUGUCGGGCUCUGAACCGAAGCAGGCUAAGUGCGAUGGCAUUACGGCUGCGACUCUCGGUAACUUCCCCCCUGAACACAUCACCCUCACCGCAUCAGAUCGUUCCAGGCUGAAAAAGCUUGCACUGCUGCCGUCUCGUCGUAGCAAACCCGUAUCCCAUACAAGGGCCCCCCUCACUUCAGCCUCACCCUCAGCCGACUUCAAGAAGGCAUUUGACAACAAUGAUCUUGUUGCGACAUCACGACUUCAAAGGCCAGUGAGUCCUUCAGACGACUUGAGUGUUGCUUUGCAGGUCUUGUCUUUAGACAGUCGCGAGGCUGACACGACCUCGUACACUGUGCUGCGUGACGAAACACUCCAUGCUUCUACAUCGGAUAGCGAUAGUGGUGACGACGAUAAUGGCAAUGAUGAAGAUAGCGAUGAAGAUGACAAUCGCGAUACAGAGGAUGAUGGAAGUGGAAGUGAGGAUAGUGAUGAGGGGGGAGAUACCGACAUAGAGAAAGGCCGAGACGAUGAAGAUAUCGUCAACAGUGACGGUAACACGCCCCAGCCUGACACAGACGACGACGAGGAUGCACCAGAUGACAAAGCUACUAAUACGAACAUCCUUUUACUUCCUCUGCUCGUGCAGGAGUACAAGAAGUUUUUAGAUAACAUGCAGCAGAACGGGGUCAACCAAGGACGUAUGGACCUCAUCGCUUGUAUCAAAUUUCUUUCUGCACUUGGCAUUCACAAUUUCCCAGUGUUCAGUAUCAUUACAGAAGGUACACUUGGAACUGUUUGUUGUGCAUAUAUGAAGGACGACAAGGAAGGUCGCAUUUAUGAGCACAACGUCCGAACAUUUGACGUAUCAAACCCUGUCGACGCCUUCAACCUCGCGACUUUCCUUACCUUCAUUGUUACCAUUCAUAAACGCAAGUUGAUGGACCAAUUUACUGUCGGCAAGCAGCAGGAGCUCUGGCAGAAUUUUAGGGACAAGAACAAAACAUUGAACUGGGCCAUGAGUCACCAGUUUCCUUCAGUUUAGAGUGUCGCGCAUAUCAGAGUAGCUUCACCACUUCAAAUCAGUUGACGAGUGACUCUUGCGAGCGUUAGAGCCAUCUUUUUUCCCGACGGCCGGCAGAGAAUCAGCAUUGCAGUCCGUCGAUCGGCCACACUGCCGCACAACCAGACGAUAGUGCUCAGGUAGCGCAUCAAUGUCCAUCAC
Molecule: messenger RNA, 1719 nt
Organism: Guyanagaster necrorhizus
Lineage: Eukaryota; Fungi; Basidiomycota; Agaricomycetes; Agaricales; Physalacriaceae
Exons: 4
Coding region: 70-1539 (489 amino acids)
Source: RefSeq, a predicted model, not a curated record